AUGCUAGUCCAAAAACAGAACGGUGUGAAAAGGGUCAUCAGUUAUGCCAGUCGAAGCCUAUCUCGAGUGGAGCGCCGAUAUUCACAAACGGAGAAGGAAGCUUUAGGGAUUGUGUGGUUAUGCGAGAGAUUUCAUGCUUAUGUGUAUGGUAUACACUUUGAAAUCGCCACCGAUCACAAACCGCUCCUGUACAUUUAUGCGCCAAAAUCCAAACCUUGUGCUAGAGUAGAAAGAUGGGUUCUGAGACUCCAGUCUUAUGAUUUCACCAUAAAGCACAUCCCUGGAAAACAGAUGGUGGCUGAUGCGCUGUCCAGACUCAUUGGUGAGUCUAAGCUUGAACAGACUGAUGAAGCAGAACAAUUUGUGCGUUUCAUUGCGCAGGAGGCUACUCCUAUAGCCCUCAAAAUUCGUGAUAUUGAGCGCGAAUCCGCCGCUGACGAAAAACUUUCAGUUGUCCGUGAUUGUGUUGAAUCAGGUCACUGGGAGAAUUGCCCAGCUGAGUUUAAACCGGUUAGGAAUGAACUGUGUGUCGUUGGCAAGCUCGUGCUGCGUGGCUGGAGACUUGUUAUCCCUGAAUCAUUGAGGAAACAAACUGUAGAUUUAGGACACGAAGGCCACCAGGGUAUUGUGAAAACUAAGGAGAGACUCAGGUCCAAAGUAUGGUGGCCCGGCAUUGAUCGUGACGCAGAUAGAAAAUGUCGCACGUGUCAUGGGUGUCAGCUAGUCGGACGAGCUGAAAAACCAGAACCUCCAAAGCGCUUUGAUCUGCCAAGUUCAGCUUGGCAAGAUACCGCCUUAGACUUACUAGGUCCAAUGCCUGAUGGAGAGUACAUUGUGGCAAUAGUGGAUUACUACAGCCGGUUCUUUGAAAUAGACAUUGUAAAGACAAUAACCUCAGCAAAAAUGAUCGAGUGCUUGGAACCGAUAUUCACCCGUUAUGGAUAUCCAGAGUUGCUGAAAACCGAUAAUGGGGCACAACUCAUUUCUGCUGAAUUCGAGUCAUACCUUCGCGAAAAUGGUAUUGAGCAUAGAACCAGUACUCCAUUGUGGCCUCAGGCAAAUGGAGAAAUUGAGAAACAGAAUAGGACAAUGCUAAAAGCUAUGAGAAUAGCACAUGCCGAAGGGAAAGACUGGGUGAAAGAACUGAACAGACUACUUCUUGCGUAUAGGACAACGCCACACUCAACUACUGGGGUCACACCCGCAAAACUAAUGUUCGGUCGCGAAAUACGAUCAAAAGUGCCGCAAUACUCUGAAAGCAGUUACCAGCGUGAACUAGCAGCCCGAGAUCGCGAUGCAGAGUUAAAACAAAAGGGAAAAGACUAUGCGGACAAUCGUAGAAAUGCGCGUGAAUGUGAAAUAUUAGUUGAUGAAAAAGUUCUCAUGCAACAACAAAAGAAGGGCAAACUGUCAACUAGAUUUGCUGAGAAGCCAUGUGUUGUCGUGCAGAAAUACGGGAACGAGGUUACUGUCCGAUCCGACAAAGGAAAAAUCUACAAGAGGAACACGGCGCAGUUGAAAAAGUUUCAUGAACAAAACGUGGAACCUGAGAAGGACGUUAGUCAGGAACAACCCAUUACUGUAGAUAUUGAACAGGAUGCGCUGUCAGAUUGUGACUCUAAUGAUGACUCAGUGCCGCAAGAGUCAACGGUUAAAUUGCCGAAUGUGCGCAGGUCAGGUAGGGUACGCCGCCCACCAGCUCAUUUUAGUGACUAUGAAUUGGGCUAA
This is a messenger RNA of Lineus longissimus, 1728 nucleotides long. RefSeq lists its product as uncharacterized. The record is from RefSeq and is a predicted model, not a curated record. Gene Ontology annotation, biological process: DNA integration. The coding region runs from base 1 to 1728 and encodes 575 amino acids. Gene Ontology annotation, molecular function: nucleic acid binding. The transcript has a single exon. NCBI's taxonomy places the organism in Eukaryota, Metazoa, Nemertea, Pilidiophora, Heteronemertea, Lineidae.